Messenger RNA from Cyphellophora europaea CBS 101466, 726 nucleotides. RefSeq lists its product as uncharacterized. The transcript is spliced from 2 exons. Bases 1 to 726 code for a protein of 241 amino acids. Gene Ontology annotation, cellular component: RNA polymerase II transcription regulator complex. Lineage: Eukaryota; Fungi; Ascomycota; Eurotiomycetes; Chaetothyriales; Cyphellophoraceae. The record is from RefSeq and is a predicted model, not a curated record. Gene Ontology annotation, molecular function: DNA-binding transcription activator activity, RNA polymerase II-specific; transcription cis-regulatory region binding.
AUGACAUCUAUUACUCAGCUGCUGUCGCCAUGGCCUACAGUUACUAAGCAAUCCAUAGUUCUUCGAGAGCACUACAUGCCACCACCAUCCCAAGACCAUCUCGACAAUAUGGCUCAGCAGCAACAACCUCCAUCACCACCAACCGAUCCUUCAGGAGACGCUCAUUCUGGCAAUCCGGACAGCGACGGUGGCGAUGGCGCCACUGAUGGACGCAAAGGCUAUGGGAAGCGGGAAUUAAGCACCAGCAAGAGGGCAGCACAAAACCGAGCCGCACAGCGAGCAUUUCGACAGCGAAAGGAGGGCUACAUCAAAAAGCUCGAGGAGCAAGUUCGAGACUAUCAGAUUCUGAGCGAGAACUUCAAGCAGGUUCAGUCCGAAAACUACCAGCUCAGAGAUUACAUCAUCAAUUUGCAGUCCCGCUUAUUAGAAUCUCAAGGCGAGGUUCCCCCACCACCCAGCAACGUGGACGGCCUGCAACCAGGGAAAGCGAACCAAUCUCACCCGGUCGGAACGCUACCGAGGCUAUCAGAACUGGGUGCCGUGGGCAGUCAACCGCCCGACACAAUGUCUGCUCACCACGAUUCUCCUUUAUCCCGAAGUUCUUAUCCCGACCCGUCAUAUUCUGAUCCAACUCGCAUGAGAACUUCUUCUGCGGAGCUUACGCCUUCUCAGGCUGCCCUGCAGGGUGCUUCGAUACUCGCCAACUCGCCAAACGGGGGCAGAUAG